Candidozyma auris is the source of this 1005-nucleotide messenger RNA. It is a transcript of the gene UFE1, whose product is annotated as Ufe1p. Bases 1 to 1005 code for a protein of 334 amino acids. Lineage: Eukaryota; Fungi; Ascomycota; Pichiomycetes; Serinales; Metschnikowiaceae. Gene Ontology annotation, biological process: retrograde vesicle-mediated transport, Golgi to endoplasmic reticulum. The transcript has a single exon. The record is from RefSeq and is a predicted model, not a curated record. Gene Ontology annotation, cellular component: endoplasmic reticulum; SNARE complex.
AUGAGUAAUUUGACGCCUCUCUUCAACGAAUGCGUUGAAAUUGUCACCAAAGAGUUGGGCUCAUCCAUCAAAAUUGUUCAUUCCAAACAGGAUAUACCGCCAUAUUUCAUCCAAGACACGUUUAUCAAAGAGUGCAGUCAAUUGUACUUGAAUCUUGUCAACCUUGCAUCCUUCAUUUCGCAAAUCAAACCCUAUUAUCUACAAGUGAAUGAUGAAUUCUCGAAAACUAGAACGAACUCUUCUCAUCUUAGCUUGGAAGAGAAGAACAGGAUAGAUGAAGAGUUCAAGAUCAAAAUUCAGCAGGUGUUUGAAAAGUUGAAAUUUCUUCAAUCCUACCAGCGCAAGCAAACAGAAGCGACAGAACCAAAACAAAGAAAGGGAUUCAUUUCAUCAUUAUUUGGCAUAGGUGACAUGAGUCCAGAACAGUUAUAUUUUGUGACAAUUGCUACGCAUCGUACAAGCGUUUUGAAGUUCCUACAUGAGACAGCUACAACCGUCAGUAAAUCAUUUGAGCUGAUCCAGAGAAAAAGAUACAAUAGGGAAAAACAAUUGAGCUUACUCAACUUCCAAAAUAUUGAUGACGAUCUCAAUGAGGAUGGGGAUCCAUUCCAGAACACCUAUCAGAUCGACCUCAUUGAGGACGAGAGUACCAGUUCUGGCCAGGACUUUUCCCAGCUUAGUCAAGAGCAGCUACAAGAGCUUAAGGAAGAAAAUCAAGAGCUUCUUGAUAGAAAGACGAAUCAACUCAAGCAAGUUGAAAAACUACAUCACUCUAUGGUCGACAUUAUCAAUUUGCAGUCGGAGAUAUCAACCCACUUGCAAACGCAGUCAGAGCAGAUCAAUUUGCUCAUUGAAAAUCAGGACCAGGUUGAUCAGGAUUUGCGAAGCGGAAAUCAAACCCUUCGAAAAGCGACGCAUAGAAAUAAGCGUGGCUCCAAUUUCAUCGUUACAAUUUGUGUUGUGUUGGGAUUUACGAUAUUGAUCCUUGACUACAUCGUCUGGUGA